GGCGAGCUGCGCAUGCGCACUGUCUCCUUCCUGUCCACUCGCAGCACGUUUCCCGCCCAGCGCUGUUCCCUGACCCGCCUCAGCCGCCCUCACACCUCUCGGUUCCCUAUCUGCUGUUUCCUACCGUCUUUACUUUCUCUUUGGGUGUGACGAAAUGCCCUCGAUUCGGUUUAUGAAGGCUUCAGGUGUCAUCCGACCCUCUGGGACAGACCACGGCAUUCUUCCAGAGUCAUGGACGCAAUUAGACUGCGUGCCACUCAGAGCUGUAAUUAAGGCUUUAUUAUUUCCCAGACUUUUUAAGCAGAGCAGCACAGGACUUCAAUAAUCAGAAUCAGCAUAGCACAGAUCUUUAUAAGUAACAUGGCUUAUAGUGACACAGUGUGCCCUCAGCGCCCGGACCAGGCCAAAUCCGAACGCUGCUCGCUAUGAAGGCCAUAAUCUGGUCUGAGAACACACACAAAGAAAACGUGUCGCUCAUUCCAUCCUCAGAGGCGCCCCUGACUGCGGGGAUUUCUGUUGGCUGCAGCUCCAGCCCACAGCCCAUCUUACAUCAUAGAGACGGACACCUCUACAUCACAGUGGCGGCUCAGGCCCAGCUCAGCGCCUCCUGGCAGUCUCAGAGACCAGAGGCUCUGGUUGCUCUCGCAUCCAGUUUUCUCUAGAGGACACAAGAAGUCUCUUGUACCUCAGAGAACAAAGGAGGAGAGAGCUGUUUGGUGAAGGACAGAGAAGGGUACAGAAAGGGAGUGUUUCCUAGUAGGAAACACCAGGAAGCUUUCGCUCUUUAGCUUCACGUGCUCACCUGAAGCAAGAGCAUGGUCAGCCUGCAAGAGCUGAUCACUAACACUGAGCGCUGCAGUGAGACUGAUGGUUGCAGCACAGUCACGUUCCCCACUCUCAAGAAGCUUUCCAUCAAUGAUGUCACUACCAUUUGGAGCAGUGUGUUCAAGCGCGUUCAGCAACUGCUCCUGCUGGCAAAGCCUCCGGCUGUCAGCAUAACGGGACUGGGGACAUUUUAUAUUCAAAAAUGGCAAGCUCUUGAGGAUGGCAAGACGCUCACGUUUCAGAGACCACUGUUUUCACUGUCCGAGGCUGUUGCACAGAUUCGUGAUCUCGGAUACCCUCGUAUACUGUUGCCUGAUGAUGCUGAGAAAGUGGUGCUGAACUGUGAGACCAUACGCUUGCACACACCCUAUUCUCAGCAAACAGUGCAGGACUGUCUGUUGGAGACCUUGCAGUAUUUCUACCACGUCCUAACAAAUGGAGAAGAUGCAGACUUCACAUUAAAGGACAUCGGCACUCUUGCUAUCCGAGGGGAUCAAGUGGAAAUGACAUUUUGUGAAGACUUUUUACUGCGUCUCAACAAGUCUACACACGUGGCACAAAAGCUUUUCAGUAAAGGAUGGGUCAUCUCAGACAAAGAAACUGCUCUCCUGCCAAGCCAUUUUGGCCGUGUCCACCUGUUGCCAGAGUUUGAGAUCAAGGCAGUACCUCAAGUUCCCAAGAAUUCACUACCAAAGGAAAAGCUGCUUGAAAGAAAAGAGUCUUUUCUCCGCAAGCUACUCAGACUGCGAAGGACCCUUUCUCCAAGCUCAUUAAUCAUGGCUGAGAUAAACGAAGAAGAGGAGCCUGCUGGCAGCCCGCUCCCACAAAUGCCAGGCACAGAAGGAAGGCAGGACCAAGCUACUCCUAGCUUUGCAGCGGUCACUUCUCAUCCUGAAGCUGAUCCACAAAACCUGUCGGCUUGGAUCUGGGAGAGGAAGCAAUUCAUUUCUCAGCUAGAAAGAUUUGCAGACAUUGAAAAAUGGCUGAGAAAUAAGUCUCCCCGGAGCAACGUGGAAGAGAGAGUCUGGGAACGCAUAAAGUCACGGAGAGCAGACAGAAGGGCUGAAGCCAAAGCAGCCAUGACUGACAGCCUGGGCGACUCAACACCAGCCAGCAGCCAGCCUCAGAAGAAGGACGAAAUUCCCCCUCUUUGCAUACCAUAUCCCCAGGCUCUCAUCACACUGCAUAACCUCCUGCGCAAACGGAAGACGACGCUGGUGAAUGUCUUCAAGAAGGCUGGCAUGGAAGGCAGAAAUAUCAAGAGAGCAGACUUCAUUAAAAUCAUCAAGCAGACAAACAUUCCCAUCAGCGAACAGGAUCUGGAGGAUGUGAUCAUCUUCUUGACUGCCUCUAAUCGUGGGAAAUACACGACUAUCGAAAAGCUGAUGGAAUGUCAAAAGGAGUGGCUGGAAAGAAAGAAAAAAGAAUCCGGAGAGACCAAAAGAGGUGCACAGACUGAGCUCCAUAAAGCCAUAUGCAAAACUGCCACAUCUCCACCUUCUGCUGGGGACAAAGCCAAAGGGAUGGAUCCUACCAAGCCCAAAGUGAAGUUAACACCCUUGGAAGUUCCCCCGGUCCCUGCUGAGCCAGGGCAAGGACAUCAAACAGACGAUAGAAUGCGAGACAUUACAAAACCAUCUGGAGACAGGACACAAAAAACUGUCAAGAGACCGGAGAUGAAGAAGGACAAGGACAGCCCAACAGAAUGGAAAGAAACGUCUCAGCUGGGGAGAUCUGGGGAGCUACCUGUUGACGAGCACUGCUUCCCAUCAACUGCAGGCAGUGACAAAGGAGCGCUGGUCGACCAGUACCGCAGGAAGGUGGCUGUGAGUUACCUGAAUUCCUCCAAGCUGUGCAAAGAACGCGGCAUUCAUCUCACCGAGCCAGUGCUGCAGAAAGGCCUGCUGCACCCAGGAGACAAAAUCAUCAGAGAUGGGCAGCGCCUGAGGAAGAUCAGGCAGCCUGGAGGAUACUACAACAUAGGACUUGCUGAUACGUCCUCACCUGUGAGCACAUCCAGAUCAUCAAAAGGUGCAGCUGGAAACCUGGGCAAAGAGGCAAAAAACAAGAUGGCUUCAGAGGAGUUUUGCCGUUACUACUCUCAUCAGAGGAAUCAGAAAGAAAAGAGGAAUAAGGAAUUAAGAAAUGACAACAUGUUCUGGCCAGGUCACCUUCUGGACAAGUUGCGCCUCUGCAUUCCAGAAGAGGAGACCAACAGGGCACAUCCCUUGUUCAGCUGCGUUCGCCCAACCCGGCCCACGUACAACCGUGUCUAAAACCACAACCAGCGCCAGCCCAUCUGUGAGACAUGGUCUGUGGCCACCAAAGAUGCAGCAUCCAAGACUCAUUCCACCUGAAGGUCUUCCCCCAGCAGCGCAAGUUGCGUGCAGAACAUCGCGAUUCAUCGUCAGCUCAAGGGAUCUGAGCCGUUCUGAUGAAGAAAGCAUAAACACAUAGAAUGGCCUGAGCUGGAAUGGACCCGCAGGAGUCAUCUAGUCCAACACCUCAAACCCGAAUAAAAAACAUCAUUCAUUCUAUUCGCAGGACUACUUGCAUUCUGUGAGUGGAGAAACAGACGUAGCAAUAUGCACCAACACUGCGCCAAUGGAAACCACGGCGUCUUACACUUGGACUGCCACUCCUGACCAACGCUCAGCUCCCAGAGGAGCGCUCACUACUGCACCUCACGUUCAGAAAGCUGCAAGAACUGCUUUCCAUACACAGACAGCAGAGAGCCAUCUCUGGUGACUGCACAGCAGAGCACAUUUGCCGCUCUUUCGUAUUAGCUAUGAAUAACUCCCGUGAGAAAACCACUACUCAUUUUCAGACCAUUUUAAAUUACCAGGAGGGUAAUGGAAAGGCCAGGUGCAUGGCACACUAAAUCUGACAAGCUCCUGUCUCUUCCCAUGCCCAGCAGCAUGAGCUCUGUACAGAGCAAGGAGCUGCAGACAGAGAGUGCUGGCAGCCCUUGGAGGGCCGUGGCAGGGCUGAUUCUCUCUGCACAUUUGUGACGUGUGGAAUCAAACUCUACAACCCACGUAAGGUUAUAAAGUGGGUAUGUCUAUUACGGCGCUGGGAAGCACUGGAGAUGUUCCCACCAUGAGCGCUUCAAAGAUGACACAAUUCAGAGUGCGUGAUAUUUCCCCAGAUAGAACAUAUUCGUCAAUUACGCGUGAGACAAUUAACAUACACACGCCUAUCUCAGGUAGUGAGUUAUGAGGUCUCCAGUCCUCCAGCAUCACGUCCUUUUAGCAUCACGUCAAUCCAACCAGCAGCCUUUUACUUCAUCCAGGGGUCUUCCUCGCUCAUCCUCUUGAUGAACUUUCUUCAUUGACGCGUGCUCAGUAAGAGAACGCCUAUUAUAAGUACUUUAUAAGUACCAAAAUCGUAACAUUUGCUCACUCAGCACUCAACCAUUAUUUCUGGACAUGAUUUGGACAUAUUUGGAUAGAGAUAAGUUUGGCAACCUGUCUUUAAAUGACAGAUGUAUAUAUAAGGAGGAUAGAGGGGAGUAUCUUGAUGCAUGCCUAUUGCAUCCCACCCUAAUCCCAGAGUGAGACAGUUCGGCCUCGUGUGGAGGCCCUGGCCUCUUUGAUGUUUGAUAAACCUGCUUUGCUUUUGCUGAGGGUCUCUUAUUAAAACAGCACAGCCUCACAGCGUGCUUUCUAGUCUGCCUUGCUAUGCCCACACUAUUUGCAACGUUUAAAACGACUGCAGUUUUGCAAGCUAGAACUCAUCACGUAAUUCAACAACUAUAUUUCUAAAAUACGCUACUAAAAUAUACGGUGUUUCUACUUUUUUCAAAUCAGCUAUUUCUAGGGACGAGUUACGAAACGCACCGUGCUCUACUUCUUCAGCUCAAUUUAAAUGGGGAAACGCCGUGCUGGAAACCCAGCAGGAAUAAAGAAAAGCCGCCCCAUGUUUUUCUA
Numida meleagris (helmeted guineafowl) is the source of this 4754-nucleotide messenger RNA. It is a transcript of the gene EFCAB12, whose product is annotated as EF-hand calcium binding domain 12. The transcript is spliced from 14 exons. The record is from RefSeq and is a predicted model, not a curated record. Lineage: Eukaryota; Metazoa; Chordata; Aves; Galliformes; Numididae. The coding region runs from base 816 to 3101 and encodes 761 amino acids.